CUCAUGGGUCUCGGGAAAAGAGAAAACCAGGUUUAUGUUAUCGAUUUUGGACUUGCAAAGAAGUACAGAGAUACAUCAACACACCAGCACAUUCCAUACAGAGAGAACAAGAACUUGACUGGAACAACAAGAUAUGCAAGUGUAAAUACCCACCUUGGAAUUGAACAAAGCCAGAGGGAUGACAUGGAAUCUCUUGGAUAUGUACUGAUGUACUUCUUGCGAGGAAGCCUUCCAUGGCAGGGCCUGAAAGCUGGGAACAAAAAACAAAAGUAUGAAAAGAUUAGCGAAAGGAAAAUUGCAUUUAAUACACCCAAUAUUCGGGAAGGUUUUCAGUUUGAUUAUGUUUUUAACUGGACCAUUCUAAAGUACCAACAGGCACAGAUGACCACUGCUCCACCUCGUGCAAUUGCUCCAGCAGUAGGACAAAGCUCUAGGAUGGCUCCUGUGGCUCAAGGACGAGAAGUUGCUCGUCAUUUUAAUCUUCUGAUGACGUGGUCUGCUGCAGUGCUGCCGCUUCUCUAUGUCCAGCCGACGUCUGCUGUAGUGCUGCUGCUUCUCUGUGUCCAGACGUCGUGGUCUGCAGCCGACGUCUGCUAUUUCUCUGCAUCCAGCUGUCAACGCCAGCUCCUGCUGACUGCUACUCUACUCUAUGCUCUGCUGAAAUCAUGA
Molecule: messenger RNA, 669 nt
Organism: Zea mays
Lineage: Eukaryota; Viridiplantae; Streptophyta; Magnoliopsida; Poales; Poaceae
Product: casein kinase 1-like protein 1
Exons: 8
Coding region: 4-669 (221 amino acids)
Biological process (GO): protein phosphorylation
Molecular function (GO): ATP binding; protein kinase activity
Source: RefSeq, a predicted model, not a curated record